CUGCGCCAAGCAUUUUGAUCUUGUCUUCAUGUAAUGGCUAAAGCGACUCAGUCUACCACUGAGACAACCUCCAAAGAGACACCGAACUUGAGGAAAGGCAAGAAGCAAAAGGUUUUCGUAGAAAGAAAAGACGCAGCCCUCGCAUUGGCAACGUCAAUCGCUGAGGCGCAGGAGGAGAAAUCAAAAGAUAAGGCUGCGAGACAUCAUCAGCACGAGCUAGCACAAAAGACUAGCGGCGCUUCUGGCCGCAAACAUGGUUCUGUAUCUUCGAAGGAUAGACUGAAACAAGCUAAGGCAGCUAUUCUUGCCGAAAAGUCUCAGGCGAAGAAGGAAAAGGCCAAACAGAAGCAAGCUAAAUUGCGCACGAAGCCAGGAGAAGGAGUUUCUUCUUCAAUUGAGAAGGGAAUCGCUAAACUCCAGGAAAGGUCUCGCAAGAGCGUAUCGUUUGUCUGAUUUAUUCUGGUCUUGGCGUCCGUUCCUCCGAAUACGUUCGUAUCGGUCAGAACCAGUUUCAUAUGGAUUCAAGUUCUCCACCAGGGUUUCACAACCAGAAACUGUGUCAAUCAUCUCAGGCGCACUCAUCAUCUACUUUCCCUGAGUUCUUCGGAGCUAGCAUGCAUCAUUCCAGCAUGGUAGGUAAUCGAUCUCUUGGACUUUAUCAUAGCACGCUGUCUGACAUCCCUUGAAGCUGGCAUGGCAGUGCUUACCGGUCAUCUUUUGCUCUCACAAUCCGCCUCGAGGAUAUCGCUGUGUCUAUGUUGCGAUAGAACAUGAGUUGGCAUGGGUUCGUACGCAUGGGGUGGAAGCCUUAUAUUACCUUGAGGACCGUGAAAUGAACACAGAUGUACUGGAUUCUCGAUGUACAUAUCCUUCUUGGUUCACGAACUGCAAUAUCGGCUCACCCUUGUAUGUUAUUCUAUUGGGCGGGAACCAGUACUCAUUUCACAAGCGACGCCUAACCAUUUGGACAAUAAUCCAUCAUGUACAUACUGGGAAGUCGGAUUCAACCAGCGGUGAACGCAAGGUGCUUUUGCUC
Molecule: messenger RNA, 1036 nt
Organism: Somion occarium
Lineage: Eukaryota; Fungi; Basidiomycota; Agaricomycetes; Polyporales; Cerrenaceae
Source: the annotation of a GenBank genome assembly